Messenger RNA from Topomyia yanbarensis, 1263 nucleotides. It is a transcript of the gene tilB, whose product is annotated as protein tilB. Gene Ontology annotation, cellular component: cytoplasm. Gene Ontology annotation, molecular function: protein binding. The record is from RefSeq and is a predicted model, not a curated record. The transcript has 3 exons. Bases 48 to 1259 code for a protein of 403 amino acids. Gene Ontology annotation, biological process: outer dynein arm assembly. Lineage: Eukaryota; Metazoa; Arthropoda; Insecta; Diptera; Culicidae.
CGUUGUUGGGUCCAUAUGCUUGUGUCUUUUCUUUUGAAAACAUUAAAAUGGUUCGCAGUAAGUAUACAAUAACCGAAAAACUAAUUCGAAAACGUUCGGAGCACAACGAACUAGUCAUCGGCACACUAGAAGAACUUUCUCUGCACCAAGAAGACAUCGAGCAGAUUGAACAUAUCGACCGAUGGUGCCGAGACCUGAAAAUUCUUCUGCUCCAAUCGAACCUGAUUGCAAAAAUUGAAAACCUCCACAUGCUCAAAAAGCUCGAGUAUCUCAACUUGGCAGUCAAUAACAUUGAACGGAUUGAAAAUCUUGCUGGACUCGAAUCGCUUCAGAAGUUAGACCUGACACUUAAUUUUAUAGGCGAGUUAACAACUGUGGAAUCUCUGAAAGGCAACUACAAUUUGAGAGAACUGUAUUUGACCGGUAAUCCAUGUACUGAUUUUCCCGGGUAUAGAGAUUAUGUAAUAUGUGCCCUACCGCAGAUCGAUACGCUUGACGGGCAGGAAAUAUCUCGAACUGAUCGAUUGAAUGCAUACAAACAUUUUCAAGAGAAUCACAGUCGUAUCAUACAGCUUGAAAUCAAGUACAAAAUUGAGCGCGACGAACAAAAAGUUCGUGUGAACCAAUUAAUUCACGAACAAGAGAAUAGCAUGAAAGAAAUGGACGAAGAAGAAAGGACGGCGCGAUUCUGGCAGCAAAAGAGCGAGCAUUGCCCAGAAACACGAAUUCUUAUGGCGAAAUAUUCUAAACGAUCGAAUGAAAAGUGUGGUUUAGAUUUAGUAGAUCCUGUGCGUGUCAAGAAAAGAACGCUGUUUGCUGAAUGUGGCAGGCCAUACAGCUUGAAUGAGCCAAAGAUUAAAUUUGAUUUUCGUGACGAGGAUGAUCGAUACGAAGUAAAUAUGCACAUCUAUAGAUAUUUGGACAGUUCUUGUAUUCAGGUGGACGUACAACCGAACUAUGUUAGGGCAACCAUAAAAGGAAAGGUAUUUCAGCUGGCUUUGAAAGAUGAAGUCAAAACGGAUUCAUCUUCGUGUCAACGUUCAUCGAUCACUGGUCAUCUGCUUGUUAUUAUGCCUAAACUUAACCAACAUGAUAUGACCUUCAAACCAUCAAAGCAUGAAGGUACGCCAUGUCAGUUAGAUACAAGCGAGAAAGUAAAUGAUUUGAAAGGAUCCGUGAACUACAAAAAUAUAAUCCAAAAAAAUUUAAAAGCAAGCAAAAACCAUGUCGAUGAAAAUGAAAUUCCACCUUUAAUUUAAAUGG